Molecule: messenger RNA, 3501 nt
Organism: Larimichthys crocea (large yellow croaker)
Lineage: Eukaryota; Metazoa; Chordata; Actinopteri; Sciaenidae
Gene: gata2b
Product: GATA binding protein 2b
Exons: 6
Coding region: 368-1738 (456 amino acids)
Biological process (GO): positive regulation of angiogenesis; cell fate commitment; negative regulation of transcription by RNA polymerase II
Cellular component (GO): nucleus
Molecular function (GO): zinc ion binding; RNA polymerase II cis-regulatory region sequence-specific DNA binding; DNA-binding transcription factor activity, RNA polymerase II-specific
Source: RefSeq, a predicted model, not a curated record
ACAUACGUGUUGCUUUAAGUCCCGGUGGACGGAGUUUACUCUGACAAACAGCAGCCGAAAACUGGAGAGGACCUGCAAGCAGCUUUAAAAAAAAAAAAAAAAACAGGGUGACAAGGGGGGGACAGUUUUCCAAAGAGACUCGAGCUGAUCGGACGCUGUGGAUGAAAUAAUAUUUGCAGAGGUUUCCUGUGUCAAACUCGAUCUCGAGGAGAAGAGGAGAGGGGAUUUAAGUCAGAGGAGCAAAAACAAAUUAGUCCUCUACUGUAAAUGGACACAGUGAAUAUCUCGUAAAGGACAAGUACUUUUCAGACCGUGUCCCUCUUCCUUGGAUUGACUCUAUAAAGCGCGCUACAGAGGAGACACAGAGAUGGAUGUGGCUGCUGAUCAGCCCCGCUGGAUGCAUCACCACGCCAUGCUCAACGGACAACACCCGGACUCACACCAUCCCGGCCUGGGGCACAACUACAUGGAGCCUACGGCGCAGCUCCUGCCCCCAGAUGAGGUGGAUGUUUUCUUUAAUCACCUGGACUCACAGGGAAACCCGUACUACCACAACUCAGCCAGGGCCAGAGUGUCCUACAGCCAAGCGCACGCUCGUCUGACUGGGAGUCAGGUCUGCCGGCCUCAUCUCUUGCACAGCCCGGGGAUAUCAUGGCUGGACGGGGGGAAAGCAGCCCUGUCGGCUCACCACCACAACGCCUGGGCCGUCAGCCCCUUCAGCAAGUCCAGCCUGCACCACCACGGCUCCGCGUCCCCCGGCGGCCUCUCCGCAGUCUACCCGUGCAGCAGCAACUCAAACACGGUCUCCGCAUCCUCGUUAACACCGCCGUCCCACUCCAGCCCUCAUCUGUACACUUUCCCACCAACGCCACCAAAGGACGUAUCGCCGGACCCGGGGGCCGCGUCUCCCUCCGCCACCAGAAUGGACGAGAAGGAAUCUACCAAAUACCAAGUGUCGUUACCGGAGGGGAUGAAGAUGGAGGGCUGCAGUCCGCUGAGGAGCAGCCUGGCCUCCAUGAGCGCGCAGACCCCAUCCACACACCAUCCCAUACCGACGUAUCCCACCUACUCUCUCCCAGCGGCGCACGAGUACGGCAGCAGUCUGUUUCACCCAGGCAGCCUGCUGGGAGCAUCAUCCAGCUUCACCCACAAGAACAAAGGCAAGACACGGUCCUGCACCGAGGGCCGUGAGUGUGUAAACUGUGGAGCCACCUCAACGCCUCUGUGGAGACGUGACAGCACCGGACACUACCUGUGCAACGCCUGCGGGCUCUACCACAAGAUGAACGGCCAGAACAGACCACUUAUCAAACCCAAACGCAGACUGUCUGCUGCCAGACGAGCAGGCACCUGUUGUGCUAACUGUCAGACGACCACCACCACACUCUGGCGGCGCAAUGCAAAUGGAGACCCAGUGUGCAACGCCUGCGGCCUCUACUAUAAACUGCAUAACGUGAACCGACCCCUGACCAUGAAAAAGGAGGGAAUACAGACACGCAACCGAAAAAUGUCCAACAAGUCCAAAAAGAGCAAGCGGUGCAGCGAUAGCUACGAGGAGUUUUCCAAAAACCUGCACGACAAGAGCUCCCCAUUCUGCGCCGCCUCUCUGGCCGGACACGUGUCCAUGGGCCACUUGCCGCCUUUCAGCCACGCUGGACACAUGCUUCCCACGCCCACCCCGAUACACCCUUCAUUUGGGCACCCGCACCACUCCAACAUGGUGACGGCCAUGGGCUAGGAACACUGUGAGGAAACCUGAGAUGGUUGUAUGAGCGGGGAUGAGGGUCCCACUAGAGGACAGUGUGUACAAUGUUACAGACACGCAGUGUGUCUUCGUCUUUGAUUGUCUCUUGAUUGAUUAUUCCAACGGUAUGUUGGAGAACAGAUGUAUCAUGGGAGGUAAAGGACUUUUUUUUUUUUUUUUUACUCCUUAUCUAUAGGUACCUAUUUUGUUGAGGGAAGAUAUUUAGCUUCCCGUCUGCCAGGCACACACACGUAAACACAAAAAUGUCAUUGCACCUCAUAGUUUUAUCCCCACUGACAGCCUGGCUGACUGCAGUGUGGUUCAGUAUGUGCAGGUUUGUAGUAACUGUGAAUAUUGUAAAUGUGUGAGACUGAAGGGGACGUCCCAGACAGAGCAAUCCUCUUCACAAACAUUAAAUGAAAAUAUGCUGGAUUUUUUUUUUUUUUUGCUCGUGGACAAUUUUAAAGAAAUUUUUCACAAAAGAAACAAGCGAAACAACAACAAGAAAAGGUUUUAUGAAUCCUAAUUUGACACUGUUUAUUAUAAUUAUUGUUAUUAUAAUUAUUAUUGUUAUUCAGAUAAUUUAUUUUCACUGCCUUGUUUUUCUUUUACUAUAUCACCUGAAUCAUAAUAUGGAUACUGUUAUCCCAGUUAUGAAUAUAUUUUUAGCUGAAGCGCUUUCUUUGAGCUGGUCAACAUUUAUACUCGUAAGAAAUAAAGAGAUCAAGUUCAUUAUCCCAUCUGCUCCUUCUAUUCAAUAUUCAAUAUUUAAGCCUUCAUUAUAAGAACAGAUACAUGAAUUCAUAUGGCUAACUGUGCUGUCCAAUGAGGCCAUACAGGGACAAGGUACCACGUUGAAACUUCAGAGUGUACAUCACAGACACAAAUGUCCCGUUUCAUGAACGCACUAUUAGACGUUUGAUUAAUACGAUUAAAAGCUACGGUAUCAGUAACACCUACUUGUUUCUUUGUAUCAUUACAGUCACUAUCUUAAGUUUAUCUUCUGAGCAUUGAAUGUUUUGGAGUGACAGAUUAAAGGAAUAGUUCAACCUUUUUUUAGAAAUACGCUUAUUCUUGCAGAGAGUUAAAUGAAAAUACUUUGAUACCACUCCCACAUCUGUACGAUAAAUCUGAAGCUACAACCAGCAGAUGGGUAACUUAGCUUCGCAUGAAGACAGUGAAAGCUUAGACUGGCUCUGUCCGAAGGUUAGAAAAUCUAACCGAUAACUUCCUUGCACUAUUUUCCUGGAGUCCUAGAAGUUACUGCACCAGGCCAAGAAAUAACCUGACACAUAAACCACUGUAAAACAACAAUGUGUCAUUUUUACACCUUAUUUGUGUGGAACAGCAGAUAUUCAUUGUGCUAAGCUGACUAAGUUUCAUGCUGACCAUACGUACAUGAGAGUGGUACCAGUCGUUUCAUCGAAAUCUCAGCAAAGAAAGAAUCAAAGUGUGUUUUUCAAAAUAUUGGACUAGUCCUUUAACAGUUUUUCGGGGGGUGUCACAAACCUGCUCCACAGUGAGGAACAUCUUUACAGCUGUACGAGCAGGAUAAACACUAUGUACUGUACAUCUUUUUUUUAUUAGCCUCUACAUUGUAACUUUUGAUCAGCACGUCUAACAUCCUGCCAAGCGUCAGAGAGCUUACCUGUCACAAAAAGAUGAAAACCUGUUGAUAAUAAAGAAACUAUAUAAACCUAGCAGUGAUGACUCAGAAAGAUUAUUUCCCUUUUGAAAUCUACAAACUCGAAGAACAA